GACCCGGAAAAAACCGUAACAAUUGGCUAAACCGAUGACUUUCCCUACUGAUUGACCGGCCGGUUAUGAAUUAAAUUGAAUCAAAUCAAAUCACAGCUUCUUUCUUCUCCGACGAGCAUUUCUUCUUCAGUUUCUUCUCUUCUCAGCUCAAAAUCACAAAUCGUCAGCUUUUCGUCGCCGGAUUCUUGCAAUCGAGAACCAUCUGCCGCCGAUUUCCGUCUCUAAUUUCUUUCUCCGACUUCAAUCGAAAUGUUACGUUUGUUUAUUCAAUUAGAUUUGUCUUCAAGUUUUGUUCGAGUUUAGCAAAGCGAGGACUUUUUAUUCUCGAAUACGAGCUCGUGAUCAAUGGCCAUUUCUAUGGAAUCAAGCUCGAAAUCAAGGAAAGAAACCGUCUUGAUAAAAUACGCCAUCUUCUCGCGACUUCUCGUUCUCUUCUUAACCAUUUUGUGGCGGAGCUUACUCCAACCGUACGAUACAUCCGCUGCACUAAAUCCUCCUUGCUUGUAUCACAAAGAAGAUUCUCCUCCAUUUCUAGUAGCCAAUGCAACUUCGAGAUCCCUUGAAAACAGCGUUGUUUGGGACAGUGUCUACUUUCUCCGAAUCACCGAGUGUGGCUAUGAGUAUGAGCAGACUUACGCCUUCUUGCCUCUGCUUCCCUUCUUCAUCUCGCUUUUCUCUCGCACAGUUUUUGCGCCUUUGGUUCCAUUGAUUGGUCUUCGAGCUGUGAUGGUGUUGUCUGGUUACAUUGUCAGCAACUUAGCCUUCAUAUUAGCUGCUAUCUAUCUAUUCAGGCUUUCAGUUAUUAUCUUGAAGGACUCUGAAGCAUCAUUCAGAGCUUCGAUUGUGUUCUGUUUCAAUCCGGCAUCCAUAUUCUAUUCGUCAAUAUAUUCAGAGAGUCUAUAUGCUCUUUUUUCAAUUGGAGGCGUGUAUCACUUGUUAUCUGGUACAAGCAAUGUAGCCGUUCUCUGGCUUGCACUCUCUGGUUGUGCAAGGUCUAAUGGAGUUCUUAAUGCUGGUUAUAUCUGUUUCCAGACAAUGCAUCGAGCAUAUGAAGCUUUAUAUCAGAAAAGGCGCACGUAUUUGGCUAUGCAGGUUUUGGUUGCUGGAUUUCUUAGAUGCGUAUGCAUUUGUCUUCCUUUUGUCGCGUUUCAAGCAUACGGAUACUAUAACCUUUGUCAUGGACGUACACUUGAUGAAAUGAGGCCUUGGUGCAAAGGAAGGAUACCUUUGCUGUACAACUUCAUUCAAAGUCAUUAUUGGGGAGUAGGUUUCCUAAAAUACUUUCAGUUUAAGCAGCUCCCAAACUUUCUGCUCGCAUCCCCAAUUCUUUCUUUAGCUGUUUGUUCGAUUAUGAGUUACAUGAAGUCUCGGCCUGAGCUCUUCAUUUCGCUGGGUUUUCAAGCUACCGAGAAAGAAAAGAGAUCUGUUGCAGGGCUUUAUUCUCUGAAGGAUGCAGUUAAACCAAAUGUUAAAACUUCAACAAAUGAAGGAAACCGUGACAUCAGACAGCGGAAACCCAGCAGUAAGAAGGAUGUGACUGUGACCAAAGUGGCUGCGGCAUCCAACUCUCCAGAAAAAUCAGGAUACUUUUCAGCUGACGUUUUCCCAUUUAUUGUACACUUGGGUUUGAUGGCAACCACGGCAUUCUUCAUCAUGCAUGUUCAGGUUGCAACACGGUUCUUGUCGGCAAGCCCUCCACUUUACUGGUUUGCAUCGUCUUUGAUUGCAUCUCCAGAACAUAGUAAAUGGGGAUACUUGAUAUGGUCCUAUUGUGCAGCCUAUAUCCUUCUUGGCACUUUGCUCUUCUCAAACUUUUAUCCCUUCACUUGAUCUAAUGGUUUUCUCAGCGUCAUUUGAUAUGUUCUUUUGGUCUGUUUUGUAAAAGAUGUGACACUGAGGCGACUGUUUCACUGUAAAAACUAGUUAGAUUAGAUCAAUGAAGGGUGUGGUGUUUACUCUUGUU
Arabidopsis lyrata subsp. lyrata is the source of this 1963-nucleotide messenger RNA. Its product is annotated as GPI mannosyltransferase 2. Gene Ontology annotation, cellular component: mannosyltransferase complex; endoplasmic reticulum membrane. Gene Ontology annotation, molecular function: GPI mannosyltransferase activity; alpha-1,6-mannosyltransferase activity. Gene Ontology annotation, biological process: GPI anchor biosynthetic process. The transcript has 8 exons. Bases 346 to 1830 code for a protein of 494 amino acids. NCBI's taxonomy places the organism in Eukaryota, Viridiplantae, Streptophyta, Magnoliopsida, Brassicales, Brassicaceae. The record is from RefSeq and is a predicted model, not a curated record.